Triplophysa dalaica is the source of this 2946-nucleotide messenger RNA. RefSeq names its product platelet-activating factor receptor (gene ptafr). NCBI's taxonomy places the organism in Eukaryota, Metazoa, Chordata, Actinopteri, Cypriniformes, Nemacheilidae. Gene Ontology annotation, cellular component: membrane. The transcript is spliced from 3 exons. The record is from RefSeq and is a predicted model, not a curated record. Gene Ontology annotation, biological process: G protein-coupled receptor signaling pathway; chemotaxis. Gene Ontology annotation, molecular function: G protein-coupled purinergic nucleotide receptor activity; platelet activating factor receptor activity. Bases 242 to 1333 code for a protein of 363 amino acids.
UCUACACGAAAGGAACAAGAGCUGGAGCGAUCGCAUUGAACCGGAAAUUCGAGAAUGGAGCAUCGUCUUUUUUCUCCUUUCAGAUAAAAGAGAUUUCAGAUGCAGUGAUGAGAACAGAAAACCUAAUUCAAUAACAUCAAAACAUGUACAUCAUUAAAGAGAAUGAAACUAGAGUAGAGAGAACAGUUGAUAGCACUCUUUUUGCUCGUCUCUCUUGGUUUCUUAUAAAAAAGGACAGCUGAUGCACAAGAUGGUGACUCCAACAGUGUGGACCUCACCCGACUACAGUUUAAAUAAUCAAACGACAGAAGAAAACAGAUCUACUGAAUUCAUAGACUCAGAGUUUCGUUACACUCUUUUCCCUGUGUUCUAUGGCCUGGUCUUUGUCUUUGGAUUGGCAGCCAACAUCUACGCACUUUAUGUACUGCACCAUAUGCGAGAAUCUAAAGCCAUGAAUGAGAUUCGUAUCUACAUGACCAACUUGACCGUUGCAGACCUGCUCUUUGUUUCUGCUCUGCCAUUCUGGAUUGGCUACUACGCGCAUCGCGGUGACUGGAAGUAUUCGGAUCCCAUCUGUCGCAUCGCGGGUUCCUUCUUCUUUAUUAAUAGUUACUGUUCUGUCCUCUUUCUUGCUGUUAUCAGCGUUAACCGUUAUUGGGCUGUUACCAAGCCACUGGUGGCUGCUUCCUCUGACUGUUGGAGACGUGGCGCUAUUAUCUCAGCAGCGGUCUGGGUCAUUACUCUUGCAGCUUCAGUUCAAUUCCUUAUUGAACCCGGGGUCCAGGAGGACAAAGGAAUCUUACGCUGCUUUGAGGGCUAUCAUAAUGUCAACAAUGAUACUAAAAACUCAGUUGCUGCAACCCAUUUCUUAAUUAUAGGCUUAUUUUUUCUCGUCUUUUCAUUGGUGAUUAUCUGCAAUAUUUCCAUCGCUCGAACUCUUCUGUCCCAACCCAUCAGUCAGCCCCGAGCUAGCACGGGGAGGCGACCCAGCGGCACCAAGCGGAGAGCUUUGAGGAUGCUUUGUGCUGUUGUGGGCGUGUUUGUGAUCUGUUUCCUGCCCCACCAUGUGGUUCAAGGUCCCUGGGUGCUGUCGGUGUUGAGGAUGAAGAAUUGGAGGAGGGAAACUCAUCAGCUGUUAAAUGAUGCCCACCAGAUCACGCUGAUGCUGAUGGGGUUUAACUGCAUUCUGGAUCCACUGGUGUAUUGCUUUGCCACCACAAAGUUUCGCAAAUACAUCAAGGGUCACUUAAAAAUGGUGAAGAAUAACAAAAACUGCUCACACAAUACGUUGAGCACGGCUAUCUCUCUGAAGAGCAGAAUCCUGAACGAGUAAUGAUCAGUGCCAAAACGCGAAAAGAUGAGGCAGGAAAUAUUUCCAGGGAAUAAAUGCACUCGCUUCAUGUCUAAUCAUUCAAUAUGUAAUUUAUUUUAUAAUUGAAAAUUUGGUACUGUUAGGAUUCUUCAAAUGAUUGACAUUUAAAAUUAAGUUAUCAAAAAACAGAUUGUAUCAAGAAUGAUUAUUCCAUGGAUAUGUUAAAGGAACAGUUUGCUGAGAAACAAAAUGUUGUCAUUGAUAUCUUACACUUGUCCGACCCCGCAAAACUGUUUUUGCGUUUUUUCAGGCUUGAAAGCUUCAGCACAGUAUUUUAUAUUUAUUGGAAGAAAGUCAUAUGGGUUUGAAAUUAAUAGGAAGUAACUCAACAAAUUUUAUUUUUGGUGUUUAUACUUGGUAUUGCUUUAUAUAGUUGUGUAUAUUAUUGUCACAUUAUUGUCAGAGAGACAGUUAUAUGAAGAAUAACAACAGGGAUUAAUGCCAGAAUCUUCAGAAUGAGGAAGACAAAUUUGAAAAGAGGAUGCGUCUGGUUGAUUUUAUGCAUGAUUCAGAGAAAGCCAUGAUUAUCAGUUCAUUCUCAGAAAAAAACCAAAUAUCUAGUUUGAGUCGCAUUGUAAAAAAGGCAUUACAUUUAAAUGUAUUUAAAAUCAGAUUUUCUGAAAAUCGGACACAAAACGAUCAAACACCUCAGAACUGUUUUACAAAAUGCCUAGUUUAUUGUUUGAUAUGAUAUAGUAAUACUGGCAUGAGUUAAAAAUAGUGCUAACUUUGUAAAAAAAAAAAAUUUGUGUAUAUAUAGGCUAACUGUAUGCAUAUAUUUGUGCCAUGCACUUGUUGCUGUGGAUUUCUUUUUAAACCUUUUUAGUGUAAAUCUCCAUUUUAUUUUGAAAUUAUUUUUUGUGUGAAAAGAAGAACUUGAACUGCACUCACCUAUCCACACCCAAAUACCAUUUCAAAAGACCAAAAUAUAUUUUUAUAUGCAACAACAGAGAUAUGUUUUAAAUGUUUUUAAAUAUUUUUUAUGGCAUCAUCGCUGUUUUCAUUAUGUUCCAAAUUUAAGUUCAGUGAUGGUCCUUUGAAUUGUGAAAUUAGGGUAUGUUGAAAAAUGUUCUAGAAACUUUAAAAACAUUUUAUCUUGCUUGUUUUUUAUUGUGAUGUUAUUUAGUACAGUAUGUUUUAUAUUUUUUUGUUUAUAUAUAUAUUUUUUUGUAUUUUUGUACAUUUAAUUAAUUUAACAUUUAAUCUAUAAACCUUGUGAAAACUAUGUAUUAUGUUAAAAAAUGAGACUUCAAAGUCACAUCUGUAAGGCAUAAUUGUUGUCAUUGCUCAUCUUGAUUCCUUUGAAGUAACACAUUUAAUAUAGAGUAGUGCUGCUAAUGGUUCGUUGUUUCUGCAUGAAGCAGGAAGUUUCGCAAGAAUGUGUUGCUAAUGAUAAGUUAUGCUUGCUUCCGAUCUACAUUGUGUGCAAAGUUCAGAGAAGUUAAUCGAAGGCUCUUUCUCAAGGAUGCUGUUAUAGGACACCCAUUAAAUUCAAUUAUCAUUCAAUUUCACAAGAGUUCAUUCAUCGAUCAUGUCAAUGUACAUUUAAACCAAUAAAUAUUACGCUAAAUGUU